Messenger RNA from Pelobates cultripes (western spadefoot toad), 25012 nucleotides. Lineage: Eukaryota; Metazoa; Chordata; Amphibia; Anura; Pelobatidae. The record is from the annotation of a GenBank genome assembly.
AGAUAAUAGGGAUAAGCUAAUGCUAUCCUACCCGCACACUCCAUUUAGAAUUAGAAGUCACUGUGUUCAGACUUAGUGACUGACAUUAUGAGGCACUGACAUCAAAAAAAGACUUCACUUUAUGUAGCGUAGGAAUUAAGGAAACAAUGGACAGAACAGAUGUACAGUCCAUGGAGCUGGUAAAAAGGCAAGAGCGUUUUGCUUCGUUUCAUGGUCUACCGGUAAGUAAAUUAUGGCCUAGACCAAAAUAAUCACACUAUGGACACGUUGAAUAAUUUAUAUCAUUGGGGGGCUACCAUGUAAUGCAGGGGAUGUAUCUUUAUACCAUUGGAGUAACAUCUGAGAAAGUAAGGGGAGAAAGUGUCUAAAAGGGUUAUUGUAAUAUCUCAUUGUUAUAAUUUUAUCCUUAUGUUUUUACAUAACAGUCUCGUAAGGAUAGAGGAUAAUGAUGUUGUGUGUGUUAUUUUGCAUUUAACUUAAAACAUUGCAAGUGUUAAAUAUAGAUUUCAUGGGAAAAAAAUGUAAGUAACACUACUUGGGAGGAAAAAAAUGAUGGACCCCCAUCUAUUAAUACAAAAUCAGUAUUGCAAUGGCUACAGUUUAUAAAACAACUAAGCCUUAACGAUAGCAAAGCAUAUACCAUGUCCUCAUAGCGGAAUAAGGCACGCGUAGCAAACAUAGAUUAAACCAUUGAGGAUCCAUGUUAUUGCUGUAAACGCUGGCCGGGCCCCUAAGGUAUUAAAUGUAUGCAUGAUAAGAAUGUAAGCUCAUUGAGCAGGGCCCUCCAACUCUCUGUUCCUGUACGUCCAGUUGUCUGGUUACAAUUACAUGUCUGUUAGUCCACCCAUUGUACAGCGCUACGGAAUCUGAUGGCGCUAUAUAAAUAAUAAAAUAAUAAUAAUAAGCACUGGACUCUCUUUUUUGAGCAGUGCUGUUGCUAAAUGAAUUGGACUAGGGUCGUUAAAGAACAGAAUAUUGGCACCAUCACUUCUGGUCCUGAAGAGGUUAAUGUGAAUUGGGAAAGAAUAGCCACUAAGGUUUGUUGUGCAGAAAAGCUAAUUACUAGAAAUUCUUAAUACUGGGAAUAUGGGUCUUCACUUCUUUCACUACAGGUCUUGUUUUAAGGAGCUAAUUCUAAGACAUAAACUAUUAGCAUAUCUCUAAGGGUCACUUAUUUCCAAGCAUGGCUUUGGGUUAUACGACUAUGACAAUACUUCUACAAGCCCAUGAAUUGUAAUAUAAAUCAAAACACUGAUACUUAGCACGUAUUAAUGUAUCACAAAGAAUUAAUGAAUUAAUUUUGGUGCCAACACCCAGGAGACACUGGAAAGUAUCCGACAGCUCUGUUAUAGCCAGCAUUCUAUAGAAUAAAAGAAGCAAGAUACCGUUACUCAAUUGUGUUACAGCUAUGCGUAUGAAACGGGACCUGCGUGUCCGACUGACUGUAAUUGCUAAUUGGCACAUUGAGACCUGCGAGUCUCUGUGCAUCACAAUAUGCUUUACCAUCCAAAAUGAUCCGCGAGUCACUAUAAAUAACUUUUUUUUUUCAUGCAUACAAACGACACAAAAGAUAUAAUAAACACAUAUUUACAAAAAAAAAAUAAGCAAGAAAUGGAAUUCUUAAGUAUGAACCUUUUCUGAUGAUCUCUUGUAGCGGACGACAGAGACAGUUUUUUCAAACAAUUAGCACAUAAGACAAGCUGAAAGAUUCAGGGAUAUCUAAAAAUGUACCUUCUUAUGUCAUAUAUGUGCAUAACCCAUGGACACUUUUGGUCUUUGAAAACGCUGUUAUUAGAGCUGAAAUGUUUAUUUGAAGUAUAACGCACUAUUUAUUGAUAAUAUUGAGAAAGUAUAUGAAAUUGUCUAAACUAUUUGCCAAUCUAUGGAGAGAUGUUUUUGAUACAUUAUGCAAUUUAUGCAUAGACUGGCUAAAGUAAUAAUAUGCUGUCAUAUCUUUUUUAUAUCAGGGUUUUGCUAACACAAACGCUGUAGACACUCCAUUAUUUGGAAGCCAGUGCAAUAAAUAGUAAUCUAUUAGAGGUAGUCACUAAAGUAGAAAAAGCCCAGAAUUCGGAGUGAAUUUCAAAUCUAUUGUUUUAAGUUUGGCUCUUUUGGCCUUAAAUAUUGAAUUCAUGGCUACUCUUACUAUACUGAAUUGCUAAUUUACAAUUGAAAUUCACAUUAAAUUUGUUUUGAGUGUGUCCUUUUUUUCCUGGGUUGGCAAAAGAUAUGGAAAAAUUUAGGAAAAGUCACUUAACCCUUCGAGGGACUGCUUUGGUGAUUAAUGAGUGAAAUUCAGGCAAAUAUAUGUUACAUAAACUCAUGACUCAUAGACUUAUAGAAAUGAGGAAGGAUAAUGUGGCUGAUGAACAUUAAUUAAUUUUGUGGAUGAAAUUUCUUGCAAGUUUUGCCCAUUGGCCAAAUCAUACUGUUUCUUUCACAGAGUUCCCUCAGAUUAAUAAGUAAUAUUCAUGAUGAAUUCUAGCCAGUUUGUUGGGGAUAAUCCAAAAGUGAUUGUAAUCAAAUUGAAUAGGUUACCUGCACCACUGUCAUCACACACGUAGUGAAUUAACAGGUUUUAUUACAAAUUAGAUUUUCUAUUGAAGCCUGACCUGUGUAUGAAAUAGAUUUAUUUAAUUGAUUCUUUUAAAAGCUUUUGUCCUGAGAAAUAAUUUGUAGAAUUUGCUUUGGAUUCUCCUUGUAUACAAACUCCGCUGUACAACAGGUGAACUAACAAAAAUGUAUUUGCAACGAGACAAGAUGGACGCACUGGAACAGAGGGUGUAGAGGGCCCUGAUCAAACAAGCUUACAUUCUAGGAGUGGGGCAAAGUGGCACAAAGGGCAAGGGUGGGAUGCAUAUCAUGUACGGGAUAAAGUAGGUUACUAGAAUAGUUUACAGUGAAGGGUUCAUUUAUUGGCUGACACAGUUGCAGGAGAGGAACUAAGGCGGGCUACCAAAGUGUGGGAAGGGAAAACUGUUAACAGUUUAAUUAGUAUGCUUUCCUAAAUGGUAGAUGGUUUCAACCCUGUGCAUUACAGGACAUUCUUACUUUGUUUAUCGGCUAAAAGCCGUUAAUGGACAAAAACUUCUGGAUAUUUUUUGCAGGGAUUUAAAUCAUUUUUAAAACUCACCUUAUAUUCUCUGUAGUGAUUUUACUGUUUAACAACCAAUGACAUUCCAGUCAAAUAUCACAGUCUUGUAUUUAAACCAACACAGUUUUAUAUUAUUAUUAUUAUUAUUAUUAUAGGCUUUUAUAUAACGUCAUUACAUACAGCAGCACUUUAUUAUUAUACAGUGGGGAUAUAUACCACAGCAAGUGACUGACGGACAAAAUAAUGUUGACAGAUACAAGUGGUUAAGAGUGCGCUACUUAAACAAACAUAUGUUGAGGUGGUUAUGGUACAAAGAUUAUUUUGGGUGCUGUACCCCAUCUUCUGUCAAGCCAUUUGGAAUGUGGUACUAACCUACCUACAGAGCUUGCAGUCCAACACUGUUGUCAAAGGUUGAAUGGCUUUGGAUGUCUGAUUUUGCAAUACACCUUGUAUAUUACGUAACGUAGCAGUAUAUGGAUGCUGUGGACAGCUGCGACCCUAUAAGUGCCAUAACAAUUUGUUACAAAAUUAGUAAUACAUAUGAUCAGAUUAAUGAUGCAGGGGGAAAAAAGCCUUGAUUUGGAAUAGGUGGAAAGACGGACAGUUUUAAUAUGGUAUUAUUAAAUUUCUUUAUUUUUGUGUAGAAAUCCUAUUCCUGAACUUAUAGAUCACUUAUAAAUAAUAUUUUCACAGGUUGGUGUAAUGCCUGGAGAGAACCUAUUUGUUCCUGAAGAAGAUAACAGUUUAUAUUUUACAUAUUCUGGCAGCCCAAAUGUGCUUGAGGUUAAAGAUCUGCAUUACCAGGUAAGAGAGGGUUUUAUUUCAUGAAUGAAACAACUACAUAUACAUUUGGUAUUUUGUGUAUUCCUCAUUCCCGUCUGCGAGACUUAUUAAAUGAUUGAAGACUAGAGGAUAAAAGAAAGAGUCUGAUGGAGGUUGGCAGGCUGUUCCAGAAGAGAGGGACUGUCAGGAGAAGUCUUGCAUGCAAGAGUUAGCAGUAAGGAUUAUAGCAGCAGACAGGAGAAGGUCCCCAGCCGAGUGGAGAGACUGAGAAGGGCCGUGCCUACGCCUGUAACAGGCGCUAGAGGUGUUUAGAGCUUUAUAGGUAAGGGUCAGUAUUUCGAAUUGACUUCUGUAGGGUACAAUGUAAGGAUUGACAGAGGGGCAAGGUGUGAGAGGAGAGAAAAAUCAGAUUGGCGGCAGCAUUCAUUACGGACUGUAGCAAGGCAGUUUCUGAGAAAAUCAGUUUGGAGAGAAUUAAAGUAACCAAUGCAAGACAUUACUAGAGCAUGAACAAGCUUUCUCAUAGAAUCUUGCGUAAUGAAGGGGCAAAUGCGGUCAAUGCAUUUUAGGUGGAAUUGGCAGGUUUUAGCAAUGGAAAUGAGGUGUAAAGGUGGGUCCAUAAUCAAAAAUAACACCAAGACAGCGAGCCUGCAAGGACAGGCUGAUGCAGGUACCAUCAACCUGCAGUGAGAGUGAAAGAGAAGGAUUAGUAUUAGGAGCAGGAAGGAAGAGAAACUCAGUUUUAAGGAGAUUGAGUUUCAGAAAACAGGAGGACAUCCAACUGAAGAUGGUAGAGAGGCGAUUAGGGAUGUAUUCUAGAACAGCGGGGAGAGAUAAGGGGAGAUGAGAUAUGAGAUGACCCACCACUUGUUCAAUAGCCUGUGAGAAAGCCGGAAGGUUGGACAGGCACAGUCUAUGUGUGUUUGAGAGAGGGAGAAGAAUUCAUUGCCAAAGGGAGAAGAAUUCAUUCCUUAACCCCUUGAGACCGCAGCCAAAUGUACACGUUGUGAUCAAAACAAAACGUAAACAACACCUGGCAUUUGCGCUACAUGUCUGUCCAACCGUUAUUCACCUCUUUCAUAUUAAAGGACCAAUAUAGUGCCAGGAAAACAUACUCGUUUUCCUGGCACUAUAGUGCCCUGAGGGUGCCCCCACCCUCAGGGACCCCCUCCCGCCCGGCUCUGGAAGGAGGAAAGGGUUAAAAACUUACCUUUUUCCAGCGCUGGGCGGGGAGCUCUCUGCUUCCUCUCCUCCUCCGUUCCUCCUCCUGGGCUGAAUGCGUACGCGCGGCAAGCGCUGCGCGCGCAUUCAGCCCGUCGCAUUCAGCCCGUCGCAUAGGAAAGCAUUUACAAUGCUUUCCUAUGGACACUUGCGUGCUCUCACUGUGAAAAUAACAGUGAGAAGCACGCAAGCGCCUCUAGUGGCUGUCAAUGAGACAGCCACUAGAGGAAACAGGGGGAAGGCUUAACCCAUUCAUAAACAUAGCAGUUUCUCUGAAACUGCUAUGUUUAUAAAAAAAUGGGUUAACCCUAGAAGGACCUGGCAUCCAGACCACUUCAUUAAGCUGAAGUGGUCUGGGUGCCUAGAGUGGUCCUUUAAAUGCAACCACAUUUAUUAUAUAUCAUUUUAUUCAGGGGAAACAGGGCUUUCAUUUAACAUCAAAUAUCUAGCUAUGAAACAUAAUUUAAUAUGAAAAAAUGGGAGAAAAUAAGAUUUUGUUUACAUUUUCUUAGUUCUUCGUAACAUUUUAACUGUGAAUGUCAUAAUACUGUUUGCUUUUACUGCAAUAAAAUAGACAUAUUUGUAUUCAACGAUGUCUCAUGUGUAAAACAGUACCCCCUAUGUACAGGUUUUAUGGUGUUUUGGGAAGUUACAGGGUCAAAUAUGGCAUGUAACACUUUUCAGUUUUUUCACAUGGAAAUUCUCCAGAUUGGUUACGUAGCCUUUGAGACUGUAUGGUAGCCCAGGAAUGAGAAUAACCCCCAUGAUGGCAUACCAUUUGCAAUAGUAGACAACCCAAGGUAUUGCAAAUGGGGUAUGUCCAGUCUUUUUUAGAAGCAACUUGGUCACAAACACUAGCCAAAGUUAACGUUAAUAUUUGUUUGCUAUUGAAAAAUGCAAAAAAACUAAUUUGAACGCCAAAUUUUGGCCAGUGUUUGUGACUAAGUGGCUACUAAAAAAGACUGAACAUACCCCAUUUGCAAUACCUUGGGUUGUCUACUUUUGCAAAUGGUAUGCCAUCAUGGGGGUUAUAUAUGUAAAAUUAUUAUAUAUAUAUAUAUACGUAAGUGUAUGUAUAUAUAUAUAUAUAUAUAUAUAUAUAUAUAUAUAUGUAUAUAAUUUUUUUAAAUUAUUUUUAUUUAUAUAUAGGUAUACAUAUAGUGAUAUAUACGUAUAUACUUAUAUAUAUAUAUAUAUAUAUAUAUAUAUAUAUUAUUUUGUUCUAUAUGUAUUUUGAUAUCAAUAAAUUACAAGAAAUUACACACAUAUAGUUUAAUUAUUUAUUUUUAAUAUUUUUUUUAUUUUUUAACGUAUUUACAUAUUUUAUUUUUUAUUAUAUAUAAAUAUAUAUAUAUAAUUAUAAAUAUAUUUACUCAAUAUCCUUCUACGUGUAUUUUGAUAUUAAUAUAUAUUUAUAUAAUUAUAUAUAUAUUAAUAUUAAAAUACACUUAGACAGUGUAUCUGUAAAUACACCGUGAUCUGCAGGGGGAUCCUGCCUGUAGUUACAUGUGUCAGCCAAAACAUAGUAACUCUGAUCGCAGUGACAGGCUGUCACUGCGAUCAGAUCGCAGGGAGAGGCUGUUUCUGCGAUCAGAUCGCAGUGACAGCCUGUCUCUGCGAUCAGACUCUGCAGAUCGCGGUCACUGACUGCAGGGGCACUGCCUGGGGGUCCAGGCAUGUCCCCCGACCGCGAUCUGUAGAGUGAAAAUGCCACGGCUCCACGUGUCAGCCGAUUUUAAAAUCGGCUGACACAUGGUAAAUACCGAUCGCAGUGACAGCCUGUCACUGCGAUCAGAACGUGCAGACCGCGGUCCCUGGGCACAGGGAGGCUGCCUGGGGAGCAGGCAUGCCCCCCAACCGCGAUAUGCCGUGACCAUGUGCCACCGGCCACGUGGGAGGCAAGACCACCCAGGGCGUUCUAUGCUGCCUUGCGGCGUUUAGAGCCAUCCAAAUAGGGACCGCAUAGAACACCAUGCUAUCUUAAGGGGUUAACAGAUCAAUCUUGUAAAAUAGAAGGUAUCAGCUGAAAGGUUAGUUUGGGGUUUGCCACAGUAGGGCAAUGAAGGAAAUGGAACAUAUCAACGAGAUGCCUGGGAUUGUGGGAGUGUGUAUUUAUAAAUCAUCUAGAAAUGCUAUUUCUGCAUAUGACUUUGGGUGCAAGACUUGAUACCUGUCCUGAGUGAAUGGUCCCAAGGCAAAAGAGCUACAUCUGGGGCUUUAACCUUUGAAGCCAUUCCCCCGAAAUACCUACGGGUCAAACCCUUCUAAAAACACUACAGCUUACAUUUAAGUUAACUUAAAUAUUGUGCACUGUAUAUACAUGUCAAGCCUCACUACAACGAUGUUCAUUAUUAUGUAGCGGGUACCUGCUGUUGGGGCAUGGCACACGCAUAUACAACUGUAUUUUUUUCACAUGCACUCAAAAAUAAAGAAUUUAUAUUAAAAAAAAAAAAACACUACAACUGAUGGAAGUAUAGAAUUAUUUCCCAUAAUUAAUGGGUUUUCAGCUGAAAUAAAAAAAAUAAAAAAAAACCUUUGAAAUAAAUCAGUGAAUUGUGAUAAACCGAAAGCUGAAUUGCAAAAAUAAUUUUAAAAUAGUUAGUCAAGCUCUGUCUGUAGCUGAGCUAGAUCAUUUUUUUCCAAAACAGCUAUAUUGGUCUACAUAUUCCAGUCUGGUUUUCCAUUCACUAAAAUCCACUGUUUACAUAAUAAAUCAUAUGGUGUGAAAAACAUAUAUUAUUGGUCCUCAAUUCAGUAUUUCUGGCUAAGCUUGUCAAAUGAUUUAACAUUUUGUGAUAAAUACAAAUAUAAAAAAAUAUAUCAUAUAAAAAAAAUAUUGUUAUAUAAAAACAAAAUCGAAAUAUAAAAAAAAAAUAUCUAAUUAGUAAAUAAUUUUUAAGAUUUAUCCAAACAUAUUACAUCAAGGCCUUACUGGUGAUUUUUUUCUUCUUUUAUAAACAAGCCAAAAUUAGGAAAUUUGUAUUUAAUUGGACCUGAAUUCACCAUUUAUUUAAUAAAACAUAUAUUUUAUAACAGAUGUAUCAACGCAUAACAGAGUAAACUCCUAAGUUAGACUGCCAUAUUUUUAUGAUGAUACAAAGACAGGGUAUUUCAGACUAUAUAGUCAAGAAACAAUUACUAUGGAAUAAAACACUAAAGAAUAGGUAUAUCAGGAUAGAUAUUUAUGAGAAGAUUAAUAUAGAAUUAACAUGCUAAAGACAGGAUAUAACUGGCUAGAUAGUCACAUGUAGAUUAUUAUAGAAUAAACAUGGUGGGCUAUUGUUGCAAGAGUGACUACCUAGGUAUCGUUGUCGUUUGUCAAAUUAGCAGGUAUAGCAAAAAGGGUCAAAGUAAGACAAAGUAGAUAUACAUGUCCGAACUUAAGCUUGGGUAAACGACAGGUUGCACAACAAGUUAAGCACUCUCUAUGCAUGUUUAUGGUACUAAAUUGGUGAGAUUAGAAAACCUAUAUUUUUUCAACGUGUCCCAACAUGUGUCAUUAGUCUUGCAUUCUUUGUCUUCAAGGUUAAUUUAGGUGCUCAGAUCCCAUGGUACGAGAAACUGGCAGAGUUUAAAAUGCCGUGGGAAUGGAAUAAAGGGAAUGAAACCUCCACAAUUAGAAAUCUGAAUGUGAGGGUAAACAGUGGGCAAAUGUUGGCCGUUAUUGGAAAUACAGGUAAGAUGACUACAUAGCCCAUAAACCCCUACUAUACAGUAGCUUACAGUUAUAAGAACGAGGACAGAAUGAAAAUGUCCUGAUCGCUGGAGAUUCGUACUGAUCUGGGUGUAGUUUACGGAUUUGCUAAUUUUUUACAGUUUCUUAGUGUUAUCAUAUUUUUUUUUGCUUAUAUCAGUGAUGCAACUUGCAUCAUUAUCUUAUUGAAAACCAGCCAAGAAAAAAAUAUAUAUAUUUAUUUAGUGCUGACAUUGCACAUUGUAGCUGGAAAAAAACCACAUGGAGACAGUCACUUGGCCGGGUUUCCCAAUCAUUUUCUACAAAUGUGCUGCUUUGAUAUCUGCUUGUCAACCCCUCCCUCCUCACAUACUAUGCAAGAUGAAUAGAUAAUUUGACAGAUUUAAAAAUAAUUUACUAAAGUAAGAAUUCAAAGUGAAUUCUCCAAUUCAGCCAUGCUUUAAGUUUGGCUACUCUAUCCUAAAAGUUACAAUUCACUAUAAAUUCUCACUUUGUGAAUAACCCUGUUGGAGAUCGCUGCAAGUGAAUGUAACAUUUAAAAUAUCCGCAAAGAGAGGUGAAUAACCAGUGUGCAAACUGCACGUUCACCAUUAAUGUGUUGGUUUAAACGUCUACUAAAAUUCAGACUCCAUAGACCAGAAUGAGAGGGUCCUGAUAAGCUGAUCUAUUUCCUGGAGUGAGCAGAAUUCCGACAGAACUAAAAUAAAAGUCAUAAAGUAGAUUGCUAUGUGUUUCAUUUAUAUAUCUAUUUUGGAAUACAAAGGGUCAAUGAAUUUUAACUGUGCGUGAAGAAGUAUCAUCAAAACCAGGGAUUUGCUUCAAGAGUCUACAUUUCUACAUAACUCAUUUUACUGCCCUGUGUUUCUGUUUUUAUAGGAUGUGGGAGGACGUCAUUACUUGAUAUCAUUACAUGCAAAGAUGAAGGUGGAAAGAUCAGAUCGGGAGAGAUACUCAUUAACGGGAUAUUAAUAAACAAACAUUUAGUUAAGAAAUGUGUCGCUCACGUGCGCCAGGAUGAUCAGCUCUUGCCACACCUGACAGUCCGAGAAACACUCUCUUUUAUUAGUAAACUACGCCUUCCCAAAUCAUAUUCGGAGGAGCAAAGGAAGAAAAGGGUAGGAAUGUGGUUUAUUUUUUUAAAUCUUGAAGUCAAGAAAUCAUUGAUCUGCCUGUCUGUUCAUCUUUUCUUCUAUUUUAUGAUGGCCUGCUGCUAACAAAUAUUAGGUAUAACUGUUACCUACUGAGCCCUUACAUUAAAAGUAUUGCUAAAAACAAGUGGUUGUGGCGAAAUGUUAGGCCUGCCCAGUCCUACUUCGGACAACAUCAAGUUUACUUAUGUACCAUCUUAUAAGUAGAAAAACUAAAUAAAAUAAAUACACAAGAUUUACAGAUCACAGGGUGCAGGUGUGAUCAGGCCGCAAGUCUCAGGAACACAUGAACCAUCACAAGUGCAGAUUGUUGCCAUCUGCGAUAGAGAUAACUUGCAUCCACACUUUAUUAUUAUUAGUAUUUUAUUAUUUAUAUAGCGCCAUCAGACUCUGUAGCGCUGUACAAUGGGUGGACUAACAGACAUGUAAUUGUAACCAGACAAUUGGAUGUACAGGAACAGAGGGGUGGAGGGCCCAGAUACCACAGAACCUCCCCCAACUAUUAGAGAGAGGUUCUGUAGUAGUAGUCAUUUCAUCCUCCCCUCCCCCCACCCCCCAAUGACUCCUCUUCUGCAACUGUCAAAAAUAACCUAAGUUCUCAGUGAAUACUUUUCUAGCAACCUAUUUCAUUACCCCAACGUAUACCCUUUGUGUCAUUAUACCCCACUCCCUCUAGCAUGCAAGCUCAUUGAGCAGGGCCCUCAAUCCCUCUGUUCCUGUGCGUCCACUUGUCUGAUUUCAAUUACGUGUCUGUUAGUCCACCCAUUGUACAGCGCUACAGAAUUUGCUGCCGCUAUAUAAAUAUUAAUAAUAUUGUUUAUGGCAGCAUCAAAAAUACAUUUUGGAUUGCCUAAACAUUGAUCAGUUUGGAAUUUAGUAAAUAGAUCUUUUGCAGGUAUGGUGCCUCCCAUUGGCUACACUUUCUCCACAAUUCUUUUAUUUCCACAGGGAUUCAGUGUGUAUAGAGUCAUAAACAUAAUAACUUUCUUUUUUUUUUUAAUAGUACCUUUAGAACUUUCAGAACAGGUUUGUGCCGAUAUUAAUUACAGGAUUACUUUUCAGGUUACAAUUUGACGCUUCCGUUAUUACUCCUGAUGCUUUACAAAUACAUUUUAAAUGUUAGUGUUUAUAGAUGAUUAAAUAAUAGACUAUAGAGCAUGUUAAACUUAGAAUCUUUUAUGCCCAAUUUAUUUAUUUUUUCAUCACACUAAUAGGUGGAAGAGGUCAUAGCAGAGCUCAGGUUACGGCCAUGUGCCAACACUAAAGUUGGGAAUGAAUUUACCCGAGGAGUAUCAGGUGGAGAACGACGUAGAGUGAGCAUUGGGGUCCAACUUCUCUGGAAUCCAGGCAUGUAUACACCAAGCUAAUUGCAAUUACAGUUCACAUAAAACAGGAAGCUGGAGGAACACAUGACUGUUACCUUUCUGGUAGUAUACAAAAGAACCUGAUGGUUUUACAGAAAGAGUGUUUACUACAGAAGAGUAACUGAUGGCCACAUCCCACCUGUUAAUAUUGGGCAAGUACCAUCUGGUCCAUACUUUGGCUCAUAGUCUGUUUUGAAGUAUUGAGUCAAAACUCUUGCUUAAAUCUAAUUUGGUUUAAUCUGGGAAAGUUGCAGUUUACAAUUUAUGACCAGUUGACCAAAAAUACAAGACAACAUUUUCAGAAUUACAUAAUGAAAGUCAUAUUCCUUACACUCCUUUUCUUCUACUACAGGUAUUUUGAUACUGGAUGAGCCCACGUCUGGUUUGGACAGUUUUACUGCACACAACCUUGUGAUAACUUUGUCGAGGCUCGCCAGGGGAAAUCGAUUGGUCAUAUUAUCAAUCCACCAACCUCGCUCAGAUAUAUUCCAACUGUUUGACAUAGUUCUUCUCUUAUCAUCUGGAACCACUAUUUAUUCUGGGACAGCCAAAGACAUGGUGCAAUAUUUUUCUUCUAUAGGAUAUCCUUGCCCCAGAUACAGCAAUCCUGCUGAUUUUUACGGUAGGUAAACAUAAGCACAACUUAAAUUAAGUUUUACUGAAAACUUCCCUUAGUUUUCUGAAGAUGCUCUGAUUUCUCUUUAUAGGUUGACCAAUGAAGGCUGAUCAUUUUCGUUUGACUCCCAAAAAGUUUCCAUUACAUGUUUGUAUCAUAUAAAAUGAUAAAAUGCUGAAAUACAGUGGGGAUAUUAAAUAUAUUGGAUAUUGGGUGUUUCAGAUACCUGGGGUAUAAUGUAGCCGGCUGAUACUUAUUUUAUUUUUCAUUUCAAUAAUGUCAAUUUUAAAAGGAAUAUUGAUCUCUUUCUAAUGCCAUAUAUAGAUAAUCCUUUAAAAAUAAACACAUGGUUAAAAAUUGAAAAAAAAAAUGUAAAAAACCAAAACAAAACAAAAAAGAUACUUGCAAGUUGAAACAGCUGACCUGCCCUUCCAAAAUCGGAAAGAGACUCCACCAAUCAGGAACCCUUCUUUCUGGUCUAUGUUGAGGUUUCCUAUGAAUCUCUGUCUACACAUUAUCAAUGGCAUAUGUAGUUAAGACUUUAGCUGGUAUUGUACUGAUAAGAUCAGCUUUUGAUAGUCCUGUUCAACAUUUUGUGAUGGGCUGUGUGCAGCCAUCUGACAAUACCCCAUCUACACAUGCACAACUCUGAGAGAGGUAGGGACGUUGGCAUUGUAUGUAGAACUCAUGUACAAGUUGGACAGAAGUUGGACACUUAGGAGAAGGUACAACUUUCUCCUCUGCAAUUCACACCAGAGCCUCAGAGGGGGCAGUCUAAGAGAUGCAUACAUUUUGAAAAUUGCUACAGUUAGAAGCGUAUCUGUGCAGAGAAACAGGGUCCGAGAACGGUAUACGCCAUAUGCAUUCACUUUGUCCAAAGGUUUAUUUAAACUGUUUUAUUUACUGGCUAUAUAAAGAAGUAAAACGAAAUAAACUGACAUAUAACUACAUAAUUGUCUUGGUUGAAAAAUAGAGUCCAGUCCAUCAUUAAAAUAUAUCUUUUCAUGCUGUUGGUCCAAAAGAAGGAAAAAACUAAACCGAGUAGCAUUUUAAAGCGAUGGCCAAUUAUGCCAGAGAAGGGGAAAAAAAUUAUAUUCUUGACUCUAUAAUGGCAGUCAGGUUUCUACUUGGAUCAACAACCAGAUAUAUUUUAAUUAUAUCUUUGAAUAUUCUGUUUUAAAAAACAAACAAACAAGCAAACAUAAAACAUAACAGCAUAAAAUGAUAAAACACCCUUAUUUGUCUUACUGUGAAGAACGUUUUCUUCUGCUGUGAGUAAAAUAAAAUUAAUUUAGUAAAAUCAACAAACUAUUCCUGCAUUAUGUAUAUGUCAUUUCUGUGAUUUCAGUUGAUCUGACCAGCAUUGAUAAACGAACCAAAGAGCAGGAAGCUGAAUGUCUAGAAAGGACAAGAUUCCUGGCUCAAACAUUCUGGGAUAAAGUCAAAGAUUCUAAAGAUUUCCUGUGGAAAGUCAGCAAUGAAGAAAACAAAGAUACGGCACCAAGUGAAACGUGGUAAGCUUACCUGAUAUAAAUCUAAUUUAUUAAAUAUUUAUUUAGUCAAAAUAUCCAUUAUCAGAUUUUUGGAUAUGUAGUGACUGUACUUGAGAGUAUUGAUACUUGGUUUAGUCUUUAAUAAUGAACCAAGAUUUAUCGAACCUUUAGAACAAUAAUAAAUAGUGAAAUCAAUUCUAAAUAAAAUAUUCACACCGUUCCCAUUGUUAAAUAAGUCUCUAACUCACAGGAAAGAGCAAUGAUGAUAGUGAAAACCAUUUUUUUGUGAGUAGUUGCUUGGAUGAAUAUAAAAUGUCUGUUAUAAAGGAUUCAUACCAAUACUAAUGAUUUAUUAUUCACUGAAAUGUAGUGAAUUUUCAGCUGAGUUCCAAAAUUGUAGCCAAUUGCAUCCUACUUAUAUAGUAUCAACAUAUUCUGCUGAGCUGUACAACAUGUUUGCCAUGUUCGUAGGAGAACAGGGCUCUGUCCAAAUGAGCUUACUGUAAGGGGCGUUGUUUAGUAGAGGAAGUCCAUGAUGCAGAAGGAAAAACAGCAGAACAGGCACUGAAGGUAUGAACACCGUAGGAUCACAGUAUAUAACUGAGCAAUGAAUCUUAGCAAGAGUGGAGUUUAAAUAGGAAAAGGGAGGUAUAUCACUUACCUUCUCUCCCCCUCCUGAAUACACCCCUUUGUCAGUACUGCCUUCUGUCACUUAAAGAAAGGGUUGUUUCGGUGGGCGUGUGCCAUAGGACUCUCCUGUUCCGUCUGGCAUGCUGGCUCCUGAUUCGCGGUGCCGCUUGUGGGAUGUAGCACAGUUUGUCUCCACAUCACUGCGGGUCAGCCACGUGGAUGAAACGUGCAAAUAUCAGUGUCAGAAUUUGUUGUAAAUCAAAUGAAUCCUUCGAACUAUCUUGGCUACCAAUGUACCAAUGUUACAGCUGUUGGUGAUGUAAUGGUGCCAAGUUUUCUUGGCAAACAUUGCGGCCUUUAAUACCAACUCAACAAGUAAAUGUUUCCAAGAACAUAAUCCUCCAUAUUUUAAAGCAAAUAUUGAUACAAGCUGGUUCCAUAAACCUUGACAGGUGCUUCAGUGACCAGCAUGGUCUUCAAAUCUCAACCCAGUAGAGUAUCUUCAGGAUGAGGUGGAAAAGAGAGAUUAACAGUAUAAACAUGCGAUCAAACUGUUUGCAGGAACUGCAUGCUGCUAUUGGGACAGGAUGGACCAAAACCCAUACAUAAUAUGUACAACACCUCGCUGAACCUGUGGUUACUAUAACACAGACUGUUCUGGAGGUAUACUCUGUUCUGGAUUAGUAUAACCAUAAAAUGAUCACUGAGUGCAGUAACCUGAAAGUAAUGGGAAUAAAUUGUGAAUUUGUAAUAGGAAAAAAAAAUUUUUUUAGAUAUGGAAAAUGGGUAUUCCUUAUGUUUAUGUGGGAAUGAGACAAGACUCCUAUAGGUCGCUUAAAAUAUAUUGAUCAUUUAAUUGUAAUUUUUUAGCAUGCCUGUUUGUUCAUAUAAGCAGUGUUUUUCUUUUUUCCAGUGUAAAUUCUCCAAUCAAAUCAUCUGAAAAAGUAAUUCUUAUGGAUGCACGUGAAGCAGACCAGCUGCCACAAGGAUUUCACCAAUUCUCUGUUUUAAUAAGGUAUUAUCUCAUUGUCUGCUAUCGAUAUACUACUUAUUUUAAAUUACUUUUUUACUGAAUGGUCCAAUGAAAUUAAAUUAAAAAAAGGAGACCUUAAAGUAGGAGCUGAACAAUUGGCAGACAUUGAAAGUUUAAAGUAAUAUAUUGUGAUGUUUGUGAUAGGUAAUAAAAUAUUUCAACAAACACACAUAAAUUUAAUCUCUUAGGACUUAAGGAAGUCAUAAAGGCAACAAACAUGUUUCUUCACAGCUCCCAUUUUGACAAUCAAGAAUUAGGAGAUAAAAUGUCCACCUCUUAAACCCACAUGCUCGUCGUGUCUCCUGUGAGUUUAUUAAUUAAACGCCAAAUUGUAGCAAAUUAAAACCUGAAUGUCCAAAAAUCGCUGAUCUGAAAAAAAAUCUAAAACUCAUCUAUAGAUGUGGCCUGACAUAUUUGCCUUUAUUUUACAAUUUGGUUUUCAAUGUGCUACUAUUCAGAUUUUAGUGAAUAAAACCCUAAAUCUUCAGACAACACACCUUUUUUUCAGAAUAAUCCUAAUUUAUGGGGUGGGUGGCGAGACACAGAGGAAUCUAGAAUGAGAAAGGCAUUGUGUACAUGCCUGUUUUGUCUGAAAACAUUUGCCAGAUGUCCUUUACAGGCUGGUGAAUGUUUUUUAACAGUGGAGAUUGAGGCUCCUCAUGGUUCAUUUUGUAUUUCAUAGAAAAGGGUUUUAGUUUAAUUUCUGGCCAACAUUAGUCCAUUCAAGACCACCAAGGCAAGGUCGACCACUAGAGAAAAACCCUUUCAUAGUUAUGGCUAAAAGCUUUUGAGCUAUGACAUCUUGUUACAGAAAAGGCCACGUUACUAAUCAUUGUACAAUUUAAUUUGCCAUGCUAACAGAUAUACUAUUGGACUGUUUCAUUAUUUUCAAUAGACGGCACAUUUCCAAUGAUUUACGGGAUCUGACAACAUUACUGAUCCAUGGGUUUGAGGCUCUGUUAAUGUCAUUGCUGAUAGGCUUUUUAUAUUAUGGACAAGGAGGUAAUCAGCUUUCUAUACAAGACACAAUCGCUCUCCUCUUCAUGAAAGGAUCCCUCACCCCCUUUGCUGUGGUACUGGACGUCGUAGCAAAAUGUGAGUAUCUAUUAAAAUGGUUUUAAUUAUGUCUUGUGUUGAUAAUUGUUAACAUCAUUGACCAACUCCAUUGAUUCCAGCAUUGAUUCAAUUCAUGUUUUGCAUGUUUAUAGGUCACUCAGAGAGAGCCAUGCUUUUUCACGAAUUGCAAGACGGCUUGUAUUCUGUUCCUUCAUAUUUCUUUGCAAAGGUAAUGUGAUUUUUGGCAGUUUUAGUUUUUUUUUCUUUUUUCUCAUUUAAGAUAAUAUUGUGGCAAAAUAGACAAUAUGUAAAAUCAUGUCAAAAUAUGCUUUAAUGAUCUACGGGACUCCAGCCUAAAUCAUUUGACUACACACAAUUUAAUAGUUAAUUACAUAACUAGAGUGGAUGUAUGGUUGAAUCGUGGAUGAAUGGAUGGAGACAUGAAAAAUGACUAUAGAUUCUAAAUUACAGUAUAAUAAAUUACCCAUUCAUUUGUUCUUUUGUCUCUAAGUACGAUCUUUAAUGCUCUUCUACAGCUUGUGACUUUCUCCUAAUCAUUCAGCUUCUCUCUUUCUCUCUCUCUCUAAACUUAGCCCAUAUUCUUUUUUUCAAUGGUAGAAAAACAAAAUAAUGGACAAAUAAUGGAACAUACGUAGUUCUAACUUUCUUAUAUGUCCUUCUACAGGUCAUUGGUGAACUACCUGAACACUUUGUAUUUGUUGUUUUUUAUGGCGUUCCAAUAUAUUGGUUGGCAAACCUCAAUCCAGAACCAGUAAAUUUCCUACUUAACCUCUCGUUAUUGUUCCUUAUGGUAUAUAGCAGCCGGGCAAUGGCUUUAUGGAUGUCGGCGUUGCUACCCACAAUGCAGAUGUCUUCUUUUCUCAGCAAUGCUCUUUUUACAGCCACUUAUUUAACAGGAGGUUUUAUUAUCAGUCUCGGGAACCUAUGGACAGGUAGGUCAAAAGACAGUUGCUUAUGCAUUAGAAAUAGAUGGGUGACAGUUCCAUCCAAACCAACUCAAGUUCAGACCAAAGACCAAGAGAUCCGUACUCUAAUAUCACAAACCAGAAAUAAAAGAAAUGGUGUUGCGCUUGUCAGUACCCCUUUUGAUAACAUGGUUUCUGUUCAAUCUUUUCCUAUAACUCCAUUAAUGAUAAACAUUGUUUAACAACCUACAAACUGAUGAUGUUGAAUAAUAACUUCUGGAUUGUUCCUAGUUUAGGUAGGUCAUCAAACUUAGUUUUCAGUGGGUCAUAAUCAUCUGCGAUUAUGUCUCUUCGCAAGGUUGAAUGCAAACAAAAACAUUGCCAAAACAUGUGUGCAGGUUGUGGUUACUGUGUAGUGUGACCAUCCUUCUUUACCAAUCAAUUUCCCCCCCAAUAAAACCUGAGAUAUAUUUGUGGUAUAAAACAGGCCACAGCUUUAUUUAUAAAUUAACAAAUAUAUUUUUCAACCAAUAAAUAACAUUUAUUAACCAUAUAAACAUGAUAUAUAUAUUGUGAUAAAGUGAAGUCAGAUAGGCCUUUUAACCCCAGGGGGAGUAUGUGUAGGAUGUGUUGUAGGCAACACAAAACACUGUUUAGUUAUGGGCCCCUGGGGUGGAGCAUUUGGAGAGAAGGGUGGGCCAAUGCUCCACUCCACAGUUUAGUGGUUUUCUGGGGAGACAUAGAUCCAGGCCAGGGUUUUUUGGACCGUCUCCAACCCACUGCUCAGCUGCAGUUAAUGAGCUGUUGCAGUGGGAAUAAACCCCUCCCUGGCUAGGCAGGUAAAGGAGAGGGAUUGCUGGCUUCCUCCCAGGAAGCAGGUAGGAGAGAGAGGCUGUUCUCUCCAGAUAGAGUCAAGGAGACUAGGCACUUGGAGUGCAGAAAGGAAGCAGUCAGGGCAAGGCUGGCUUGGAGCACUGGGAGUGCAGAAAGGAAAGCAGUCAGGGCAAGGCUGGCUUGGAGCACUGGGAGUGCAGAAAGCAAAGCAGUCAGGGCAAGGCUGGCUUGGAGCACUGGGAGUGCAGAAAGGAAAGCAACAGGCUAGCUAGCAGAGUGUUGCUCUCUAAUAAGGUUGGUGCGAUAUUGUUUUGUUUAGUUUAACCCUGAGAGAUAGGGAACCUAAUGUCAGUUAGUGCUCAGAUGAGCUAGGUUUUUGUUUAUAGGGUUUUCUGUUACAUUUGUUUUCAUUUACUGCUGUAUCCUGUGUGAACUUACAAAUAAAGUGCCUGGAGUAUUUGCAAUUAGAAGGACUAUGCAUGUUUUUGCCCUAGAGGACCGUGCUACCUGCUGACAAGGAUCACAAUAUGGUGGAGAAUGCGGGCAAAGUAGCACAUUGAGAGUCUGUGGGUGUGCCAGUCAUUCGGUAGUCUGCUUGAGGACUUUUAUUUUUGCAGACCUGUUAAGCAAACAAGUAGCACUGUACCUUUAAGACUGUUACCUGCUUGGUGCUAUAAUGGAGGACCUGCUGAGAGCUGUGGUACAGGCAACUGCUAAACAACAAGGCACAAACAGUUUCCUGGCUGCACAGGUUAAGAACCUGAGGGACGCUCAGCAGGAGCAUAGAGCUGCCCUUACUGAGGUUUUGCAGAUUUCCCCCUGCAGGGAGCGUGGGGACAAGGGACCCUGUAACCAAGCUACUGACACCCUGCAUGGGAUGACAGAGGCAGUAGAAGAAGUCUUCAGCAAGCUGAAAACAUGGAGGCAGCAAAGCGUGCUGUUGAGAAACACGCAGGAGAGAGAGAACAGGAAUUAGAAGGCAAGAAGGAUGAAAUUGAGCCUAAAAGUAGUGAUAAAGAGGUCUUUGAAAAAGAGUUGGUGGUAAGCAAAAACCACCCAGAAGGUGUAAGUAAAGCUAGUGAAUACAGCCAGGGAACGAAAAAUGAAGCAGAAGCCCCUGAUGUACACCCAAGUGAACAAGUCAAAGGCAUGAGAAGCAGACUGACUUGGGGAGUCAGAGAAGACAACAGUAAAGGAGCUGAGCAAAAUGAAGAGAAGCAAAGCACUCCAGUUGAGUAUAACAAUGUGAUGCGCUGUUUAGUAGCAGAGGCUACCCAAAAAUGUCGACCAGCUGUUGAACAGUUUGGCAGAGAAAAGCAAGGCAGAGAAGUAGUGGCAAAACAAAGUCAAAACAAGAAAGGCAAAGUAGCCGCUUCUGAUCUAAGCCAAGAGAGAGCGACAGUUACAGAACCAAGCUGUGGUGAUAAGAUAGGCACGUCCGCACCUAAGCCCGACCAAGGCGGAAGUGACAAAGUAGAUGACAUUGGCGUAGCAGAACAAAAUAUUUCAGAGACACCUGGUAUUGUUAAAAAGACUUUGAAUGAUUGUCCAGGAGCCGUAGAACUAGAUCUGCUGGCAAAGACUACUGCUACAAGGCCUGGGCACACUGACUACCGGGAACAGCUGCCAGAUUCUGGGAACACAGUCAUGGAAUUAAAGGCGGGACUCGGAAUGCCUGACUGGCUGUUUGAUACCAGGGCUGUAAUGACUCAGCGAGAGGCCAUAACUGCGUCUCUGGACACCCCCAUAGAGAGCAAGGCAGGUUCCCAGGGAUUCGCAGAACAGAUGGAGGAUGUUGUGGAGCCCUUCGCGGAGGAACUUGUUCCAGUGAAGGAUGAGCUGGUGACAGAACCAGGUCUUGAAGAGGUUGAGCACCUGGAAAAUUCAGCUCAUGAAGGAAUUGGACGUAUAGCUACACGCCAAGCCUUUGCAAAGUUUGCUUUUGAAAGUUACUCUAACAUUGAGAGAUUGUCAAAUCAGAAGCUGCUGUGGAUGUGGAAGCAGAUGAUGAUGAUUCAGAGGAACUCGGCUACUAAGGAGCCACACAGUACUGAUCCUCAGCCUAGAUCCGCUAGCAACCAGAUAAGCGGGGAAACUGGAAAGCAAGGACAAAGUCUGGGACAAUAUACCUAUGAUGGUAGAACGUACCUAAAAGUCCUAUUUUGGCUACGAGACCAGACUGAGAAAAACUGCUUCAACUGCCGCAUGCAUGGACAUAUUACAUAUAGCUGUCCUGAGAGUGAAGAGACAAUACAAUGUGACAUAGUAAUAAGGGCUCUGUAUAGGAUUGUAUUGACUUGCUUAAAGAUGUGUAUGGUGACUAGUGGUGGUGUUACAGCACAGCUAAAAGUGGUGAUGGUGGUAGGGAAGAGUGCACAAGCACUAAUUAAUCAAGGGAGCAAGGUAGCAGCCAUCUGCAAUAGGCCACGUCCUGUAACUGAGAAGCUAGUCAGGGCUGGUACAGCCCUAGGUUUUAUAAAUGUUCACGGUUUGUGUUUGAAGGCCGCUUGACCCGAUGGGUCUGAGCUGGGGAGGAGGAUAUGUGAUAAAGUGAAGUCAGAUAGGCCUUUUAACCCCAGGGGGAGUAUGUGUAGGAUGUGUUGUAGGCAACACAAAACACUGUUUAGUUAUGGGCCCCUGGGGUGGAGCAUUUGGAGAGAAGGGUGGGCCAAUGCUCCACUCCACAGUUUAGUGGUUUUCUGGGGAGACAUAGAUCCAGGCCAGGGUUUUUUGGACCUUCUCCAACCCAGCUGCAGUUAAUGAGCUGUUGCAGUGGGAAUAAACCCCUCCUGGCUAGGCAGAGAAAAGAGGGGGAUUGCUGGCUUCCUCCCAGGAAGCAGGUAGGAGAGAGAGGCUGUUCUCUCCAGAUAGAGUCAAGGAGACUAGGCACUUGGAGUGCAGAAAGGAAGCAGUCAGGGCAAGGCUGGCUUGGAGCACAGGGAGUGCAGAAAGGAAAGCAGUCAGGGCAAGGCUGGCUUGGAGCACUGGGAGUGCAGAAAGGAAAGCAACAGGCUAGCUAGCAGAGUGUUGCUCUCUAAUAAGGUUGGUGCAAUAUUGUUUUGUUUAAUUUAACCCUGAGAGAUAGGGAACCUAAUGUCAGUUAGUGCUCAGAUGAGCUAGGUUUUUGUUUAUAGGGUUUUCUGUUACAUUUGUUUUCAUUUACUGCUGUAUCCUGUGUGAACUUACAAAUAAAGUGCCUGGAGUAUUUGCAAUUAGAAGGACUGUGCAUGUUUUUGCCCUAGAGGACCGUGCUACCUGCUGACAAGGAUCACAAUAUUUAAACCACAGACUCGUCCUUGCAAAACCAUUCCAUCACCAAACACGAGUACUCCUCGGCACCUGUCCCCCCUCGUCCAAACACCACCUGACCUCCAACUUGACCUUAACUUACCACCAUGCCAACCACUGGCCGACCUUUGACUCAGUGGGCACGUCUGGAUGUCCAAACAUUUACCAGAAGUUAGGGGAGGGACCAGACCCAACCUUCCUUCUUCCCCCUGUACUCUUCCUCCAACGCGGAUUGGCAAGGACCAAACCCCCCAGCUGCGACAAGAGAAUAGAGUUAGUAACAUAUAACAAAACAUCAACAAGGGAGGGAGGGUGGGAAGCUGUUACCAAGAUAAGAUGGUUGAAGUCAGGAGGCAAAAUGCCUGCCUAUUUAUAUAGUCCAUCCCCUUAUUCAUUUCUUUACCUCUCCCCCAUAUUACACCUACACUUCACCACACCCACACAUGCCUCUUAUACGGCUAGCUUUCAGCCUGCCUCCUCAGGAUCUAGUAUGCCAAAAACAGAGGAAUGGAUGUCUUUUAAAGCACAGCAAACCUGACAAGUUGCAUGAUUAUUAUAUGUGAUACAUACUUUGUAAGGAAUCCUCCCAGUUACCUGUUAAAGGGACUCUCACACGAUGUUAUGUGGGUUGGUGUAAAGUGCAGUAUUAGCAUAUGUUUAAACCAGCUCACUUUUGGUGAAUACAGGGCAUUCCAAUCCAUAUACAUUGUCUUGACAUUGUGUGGCCAACCUAUCUUGUUUCCAUAAAUUUUGUGUGACUUUACCUAGGUAUAUGUUGUAUAUGUUUAGAUGUCUUAAAAUAUGUCUGAACUAGAUGCUCAUGUUCCAGAAUGCUAUUAUUAGAAAAUAAAAAUAAAAUGGCAAUAGAAGCUCAAAGCAAGAGAACAAUUCAGAUUUCGUUGCCAAUAAUGCGUAUUACUAAACUCAACACAAUACUAAACUCCCUACCUAACGCCCAUUUUGCCAGAUUUUGAACUAGCUUAUACAUUUUCAUUAUUUAAAAAAAAAAAAAUUCACAUGGCAUCAUCAAUAUUCCAUCAAUCAAUCCAUUACAAUGUGAUAAUAUUAAAUAGUUAAAACCAUAGUUGUAACCAUAAUUAAACUGCCUUUCCCUGCAGGAAAAACUUAUUUUAUUUUUUUAUUCCAUAAACUCCUUAUGCAUUUGCAUGUAUCAAAUAAUAAUUAAUUCAAUGUUCAUUUAAUAAUUUAUGGGUUUUAUACAUUUUACAUCUGUUGAUUCACAACACAGUGGUAAAUACUCUGCUAGAAUGUAUGUUGGCCUCUUCCAAUCCUCUAAGAAGGAUUUUAAUACUUGAAUUAGAUUUAAUGGUUAACAAAAAAAAGUAUCAUUCUCACAUAUUUGCUCACCUGAUCCUUGACCUUGUUGUCAUAGUUUUUCCGUGACACUGACACAGAGAUGUAAUUGGCGUUAGUAACAAGGAGCGAUAGAAAAUAAUACAAUUAUUGACUAAUAAAGCAUUAUCCUGUUUUAAGGAAGAGUAUUUCAGAUUUUGUUUUUAACAUCAUAUUUGUCUCUUAAUUUGAAGCCUUCCAAGCAAUUCAAUACUAAUAGAAAAAUAGUUCCAAAUAAUUUUUUUACAGAUGUCACCAUUAAAGUUUUUGGGACUUUUUGUACAAAAAUUAGUUGCAAAUUUUUUCUAACAGUAUUGAAUAAUUUGGAAAGUUUAUUAAAAGGAGGUGUUAGUUGGUUAUUUUCUAUUGUCUGACUUUCUUGAUCCUUCAAAAUGUACUCAUUUUUGCAUAUUUUAUCUAACAGUACCAUAUUGGAUUUCGUUCGUCUCUUUCCUCCGCUGGGGAUUCGAAGGACUAAUGCAAGUUCAAUUCACAGAUCUGUCAUAUAGUUUGUCCCUAAACAAUUUUACCAUCACUGUUCCGGGAAAACUGGUGAGGCAAUAUUUCACAGUUUAAGCAACACUGUUUUUCUCAAUAUUACUUCUUUUACCAUAAAGUUAGUAGAAAAUAACAUUCCUAUUUUUUUGCCCCAUCAUGUAUUAUUAUUAUUAUUGCCAUUUAUAUAGCGCCAACAGAUUCCGUAGCACUUUACAAUAUUAUAAGAGGGGGGAUUUAACUAUAAAUAGGACAAUUACAAGAAAACUUACAGGAACGAUAAGUUGAAGAGGACCCUGCUCAAACGAGCUUACAGUCUAUAUAUGGCAAUAAAGAUGGUAGAGAACGAUCCACUAGAAUAGUGUGUUCCACAAUCACCAAUCACUGAUUUUAAAAUUGACUUCUUGACAAACUGAAUGACUAUAUAUUAUUUGUAAAUUUAACUAACUUAGGAAAUAUGAAUAAACCAGUCUCAUAGCUAUCGAUAUGAUGCAUAGUUUUUUUUAAUUAUCAGAAGUAAAUGCCCAAGUAAUAAAUGCAGCAGCCAUUUUAGAGCCCAGAGCAGGUCUGUGACUGGGGCACAAUAUAUCUUGUGGCACAACUGGGAUAUAUAUAUAUAUUUUAUGCCUAUGAGUUUCUUACCUCUGGCAUCUAGUUUUACAGCUGAUUGAUAUCGCGUUUUGCUUUAGGGCAGGUCAUUAAAUUUUUUAGGAGUUAAAACUGCAACAUACUUUAUACUUUCCUGGUUAAUGAUCAGAAUAUACGAUUGAUAUAAUAUUUCCUAGACCAGGGAUAGGCAUCCUUCGGCACUCCAGAUGUUGUGGACUACAUCCCCCAUAAUGUUCUAACACCCAUUAAGAUGGCAAAGCUUCAUGGGAGGUGUAGUCCAAAACAUCUGGAGUGCCGAAGGUUGCCUAUGCCUGUCGUAGACCAUAGUCCCCAACCCAUUCCUCAUGGACUACCAACAAUCUAGGAUUUAUGUAUAUCUUUUUUUAUUCAAACAGAGAUAAUGACAAAACCUUGGCUGUUGGUGGUCCACGAGGCUAGAUUGGGGACCACUGUCCUAGACUACCAAAUUACUUAAUAAGACAAGAACAAGCCCAUAAUAACCAUAAAUAUAAAAUUAUUAUUCUACCUCACUACUAGUUAUAAUAACAUACAUGAGAGAUUUUGGAACGUCUUUCAACCUUGUGGUUUCAAUGACUAAAUAUUAUAUCAACCUUUAUUUUCCCUUCAAUCAUGGGGAUUAAUACAAAUCUGUAUCUCUUGUGUACACAUGAUUUAGGCAAAACAUUAUAACUAAACUCCAUGCAUAACUUCUUUGCAGAUCAUCAAAAAUAUGGAGAUGGACUCGUAUCCACUAUACCUGUGCUACUUAGUGCUGAUUGGUAUAAUCGCUGGCUUUCUUGUACUCUAUUUCAUAAGCCUAAAGUUUAUUAAACAGAAAUCAAGCCAAGACUGGUAAACAUAAGAUUCAAUGGACAGCACUGGACUAAUUUGCAAAAGGUUAGAGUUGACAAGGAAUCCUUCUUGUCAGCUAUGAAGACCCCACCAUGCUAUGCUCUACAACAGUUGACCCAUGGCUAACCAGCUGAUGUUAGGCUACAACUGGCAGAGGAUUCUGGGGAAUAUUAUCCAGUCACCAGUGAAGUGCCACGUUGUAUAUAUCAAAGAUACUGUAACGGCACGUUUUAAUCUAUGGACACAUUUUUUUCAGAUUAUAUUGUCACAGUUUACUGCUGGUCUAGUGGUUAAAUAGUUGAUGUUAUUGUAAAUGCACUGAUGCAGUGAUGUAGCUAUGCUGAUUAUAUACUCUAUGUAAAGAGAAGAGAAAUAACUAUUGUUCAAGAAGUACUACAAAUUGCCAAGUGAUAAAUGUAUACUGAGUUCAAGAAGCCACUGGGUGGCAGUAAAAUCCUAAUAUUCUAUAAGUUGCAGGACAACAAUUUUAACAUAAACAUUCUUUUUUUCUUUUCAGAAAUGG